AUAAAAGUAUAAUAGCCAAAGCAAACAAGCUAGAUUCCCUUAGAUUUAGUACACAAUGCGUCCAUAUGUUUCUUUAUGAUCAAAAUGUGCAUAAGAUCAGAAAGAUAGUAUCCUACAAAUGGUCCAUUGUGCCUGUCUUAAAUUAUUCCAAGUCCGAUUGCCUUUUUCAUUAAUGACGGUGAAGCCAUUGUAUUGACCUUUUACAUAGACUAUGCAAAAUUGCCGUUGUGGUAGUUCACCUUCUUGUCAUGAAGUGAAAAAACCAGGUCCUAAUAGGGGCAAAUGGUACUGGAAAUGUCCUACAGGUACAUGCCGUUAUUUUAAAUGGGACGAUUCUGCACUACCUUUUAUUCAACAUCCUAGAGAGGCUUAUGAAGCAGCAGCACCUCUAAGUAACAUUAUACGCCGCCCCCUCUCUCUUCCAUUUGGUUAUCUCAGAAACAAAUCUCAAGGUCUUAGUCGUACCACGGUCAAGAUAGUCUUUAAUCUUGUUUCUCCAACACGUAUUGGUAUCAGGGUACAAAAGAACAUGACAAUUGAACCGAUUAUUGCCAGUAUCAAAGAUAUUGUUUGGGACGAGCAGUUGGAUCAAUGGACUAUUCCAGCCACGCUUUCAAAUUAUAAGGAAGCCAUGCAAGCAUUACCUACCGGCUUUCCAAAUAUCUUACUGGAAAUUGACGGUAUUCCAGACACAAUCCUACAGAGCUUGUUUAGUCCAGAGCAACCGAUAGAUGAUCCUAACGAGAUGACUGAGGUUGAAUCACGCUAUCUGGAUUUUGUUGAGUCACCCAUGCAUCGUCAAAUCAACCAGUUUCAAAGAGAUGCUGUUCGAAAAGGAAUUGAACGACAUGGACGUAUUUUGUAUGGUAAUGAAAAUGGAUUAGGUACCAGUAAACAAACCCUAGCGCUUGCUUCUGUGUAUCAGGAUGAAUGGCCUGUUCUUUUGACAUGUCCUAGUGUAUUAUGUGAUACUUGGAAGGAACAUGUCCAGGAAUUUUUUGGUUUGGAUGAUGGACAAGUGUGUGUAUUGGAUUAUGUAUCGAGCGGAUUGUUCAAGACGAAAAGUGCUGUUCAUAGCAACAAGAGACGAAAAGUGGUUAGAGUCAAAUCAGAGCCUGUAUUAGAGACAAUAUCAUCAUUCAGAUCAACACCAUCGCCCUCUAAACCCAAUGCCAGAUUUCGAAAAUCUUACAAGCAGAAAAUGAAGGAAAGGAUAGAAAAUGACUACUUUAGUGAUAGUGAUAGUGAAGCAGAAGAACCUGAGGAAAUGGGCGUUGAAUAUGAACCAAGAAAAAACGUCAAAUUCUAUAUUGCCAGCCAUAAGAAAAUAUCCAACAACAAGUCCAAGAUUUAUGAACAGCAUUUCAAGGUCAUGAUUUGUGAUGGAAGCAAUUAUUUGAAAUUCAAGGAUGUAAGCAAAUGCAGUCCAUAGACAUAGAUGCUGAUAUACAGACACUAUAGCAAGACCAAUGUAAAAAUAUCUGUAGAUUAUUAGCAAUGUGCAAAAGAGCCAUCUUACUUUCAGAUACAGCUAUGUAUUCCUUGCCAGUCGAUCUGUAUCCUCAAAUUACUGCUGUUGACAAAAAAUGGUUUCCUGAAAUGGAUACAUAUAUUCAGCGUUAUUGUAAUCCUAAAAGCACUGUUUUUGGCUGGACUUGGAAUGAUCAAAUAUGGAAGAGCUUCAUCACCUUCUAGCUUCACACAUUUGGCAUUGUCCUAAACUCGUUGAAAUAAAGCCAGAACUUAAU
This is a messenger RNA of Gilbertella persicaria, 1748 nucleotides long. RefSeq lists its product as uncharacterized. Gene Ontology annotation, molecular function: zinc ion binding. The coding region runs from base 212 to 1432 and encodes 406 amino acids. The record is from RefSeq and is a predicted model, not a curated record. The transcript is spliced from 3 exons. Gene Ontology annotation, biological process: replication fork processing; DNA repair. Lineage: Eukaryota; Fungi; Mucoromycota; Mucoromycetes; Mucorales; Choanephoraceae. Gene Ontology annotation, cellular component: nuclear replication fork.